GAGUGGUCAGCAUGAAGUUACUAGUGGUAGCAGCGUUUUUGGCAGUGGCCUGCGCCACCGUCAUCAAAGAUGACUUUGACUUUGUCAUCAAAAAAGAAAACCUGGUCAACGUGGACGUCAAGACCAAGGAAAUGUGCCUCCUGAAGCUGCUGAACCACAUCCUCCAACCGACGAUGUACGAUGACGUCAGGGAGAUCGCUCGGGAGUGGACCCUCGAAGACAACAUCGACAAGUACCUGAAAGCCGAUGUCGUCAAGAACUUCGCCGACAUGUACAAGAACGGCAUGCUCCCGCGCGGCGAGGUGUUCGUGCACACCAACGAGAAGCACCUGGCGGAGGUGGUGCGAGUGUUCAAGCUGCUGUACUUCGCCAAGGACUUCGACGUGUUCCUGCGCACCGCUUGCUGGCUGCGCGAGCGCAUCAACGGCGGCAUGUUCGUCUACGCGCUCACCGUCGCCGUCUUCCACAGGCCCGACUGCAUCGGCAUCGUCCUCCCCGCCCCCUACGAGAUCUACCCCUACUUCUUCGUCGACGACCACAUCAUCAACAAGGCCUUCAUGGUCAAGAUGACCAAAGCGGCCCUCGACCCCGUCAUCAAAGACUACUACGGCAUCAAGGUCACCGACAACAACAUCGUCGUCAUCGACUGGCGCAAGGGCGUCCGCCACACUAUGACCGAGUUCGACCGCACCAACUAUUUCACCGAGGACAUUGACCUGAACACUUACAUGUACUAUCUGCACAUGAACUACCCAUACUGGAUGACCGAAGACGUCUACAACGUGAACAAGGAGCGUCGCGGUGAGAUUCAGGCGUACACUGCGCAGCAGCUGUUGGCCAGGUUGAGGCUGGAGCGUCUCGGUCGCGGAAUGUGCGACAUCAGGAUGCUGAUGUGGAACGAGCCUCUGAAGGAGGGCUACUGGCCCAAGAUCCGCAUGCACAACGGCGAGAGCAUGCCCGUGCGCCAGAACCACAAACUGCUCCUCACCAAAUACAAUGUUAAGGAAAAGAUCCUUCUUGAAGACAUUGAGACGAUCAUUCGCGAAGGAAUCCUGAAGGGCAAAAUUGAGUUGCGCGAUGGCACUACACUCAUCCUCAAGAAGCCCGAAGACAUUGAAACUCUCGCUCGCCUCGUCCUGGGAGGCAUCAACAUGAAGCACGACCACGCCAAGGUCAUUCACGUCACCAACCUCUUCAAGAGGAUGCUCUCUUACAGCCAGUAUAACCUUGACAAGUACACCUACGUCCCCACCGCCCUGGACAUGUACACCACAUGCCUGCGCGACCCUCUCUUCUGGAAGCUGAUGAAGCGCAUCGACAGCAUAUUCAUGCUCUACAAGAACCUGCUGCCUAGAUACUCGCACGAGGACUUGGACUUUGCCGGAGUCAAGAUCGAGCACGUCAUGACCGACAAAUUGGUCACUUUCAUGGACGAAUACGAUGUCGACAUCACCAAUGCCAUGUACCUUGACAAGACUGAGAUGCAGAAGAAGAGAUCCGACAUGGUGUACGUAGCUCGCAUGCGCCGCCUCAACCACCAUCCGUUCAAGGUCACCGUGGACGUCGUCUCCGACAAGGCCGUCGACGCUGUGGUCCGCGUCUUCAUCGGUCCCAAAUAUGACUGCAUGGGCCGUCUGCUCAACAUCCACGACAUCCGCCACGACAUGGUUGAAAUCGACAGCUUCUUGUAUAAACUUGACACCGGCAAGAACACCAUCGUCCGUGACUCCCUUGACAUGCAUGGUGUCAUCCAGCAGAGGCCUUGGACUCGCCACGUGAUGGACCGCUCAAUAGACGAAAUGGGUGUCGGCGUCAAGAUGGUCGACAGCUGGUGGUACAAGACUCGCAUGGGCUUCCCUCACAGGCUCCUCCUUCCUCUGGGCAACCACGGCGGCCUCCCGCUGCAGAUGUUCGUGAUCGUGACCCCCGUGCGCACCGGCCUCAUCCUGCCGAGCCUGGACAUGAGCAUCAUGAAGGAACGCCACGCGUGUCGCUGGACCACGUGUAUCGACACCAUGCCUCUCGGCUUCCCCUUCGACAGAGAGAUUGAUGAGAGCCACUUCUUCACAAAGAACAUGAAGUUCACAGACAUCAGGAUCUUCAGAAAAGACCUGGACACUGCCAACAUGGUGAAGGACAUGGACAUGUCCGAGAUGGUGAUGAAGCACGACGACUACACCUACUUGGACACCGACAUGUUGAUGAGAAGAACCUACAAGGACGUCAUGUUGAUGAGCGUCGACAACAUGACCCACAUGUGAACUAACAUGAAUUUAUUUAUUACUUAGUUAGAAAUAAAGAGCAUAGAAUGAAGUAAA
Ostrinia nubilalis (European corn borer) is the source of this 2318-nucleotide messenger RNA. RefSeq names its product basic juvenile hormone-suppressible protein 1-like. The record is from RefSeq and is a predicted model, not a curated record. The transcript is spliced from 5 exons. The coding region runs from base 12 to 2261 and encodes 749 amino acids. Lineage: Eukaryota; Metazoa; Arthropoda; Insecta; Lepidoptera; Crambidae.